Molecule: messenger RNA, 1753 nt
Organism: Coregonus clupeaformis (lake whitefish)
Lineage: Eukaryota; Metazoa; Chordata; Actinopteri; Salmoniformes; Salmonidae
Product: sterile alpha motif domain-containing protein 10
Exons: 5
Coding region: 167-694 (175 amino acids)
Biological process (GO): cell surface receptor protein tyrosine kinase signaling pathway
Cellular component (GO): cytoplasmic side of plasma membrane
Molecular function (GO): protein binding
Source: RefSeq, a predicted model, not a curated record
GUCGGAGGAGACGGUGUGCUCUCUGUCCGUAUUCACAGCGCCUAAAACGCGCGCAGUAGGCUAGUGACAAAUUGAGCGCUCUCACACUUUGCCAGCCAGCCAGCUACAGAGGCAAUGGGAAACGAUUACUGAGGCAACCACAAAGAGAUACACACUGAGACCGACUAUGGCUGUGGACGCUGCGUCCAGCUUCAGUUUCUGCCGUGCAUCCCUGGAGCACACAGUGUCUGCAGAGGAGCUAAGCUACCAACUGCCUCGCCGGUCAGGGGCUAGUUUCACCUGGCACGAUGGGAGGGUACAGAAGAACACAUACACACGCACCGUCAAACUACUGCAGCAGCCUGGCACAGAGGGCAUACAGCUGCAUCCAGGCGAAGCCUUCACUGUGUACCACACCAGCCCUACGCUGUCCAGUCUGUCCAAACCAGUGGUGCUGUGGACCCAACAGGACGUCUGCAAGUGGCUGAAAAAACACUGUCCACACAACUACCUAACCUAUGUAGAAGCCUUCUCCCACCACGCUAUCACAGGUCGUGCAUUGCUGAGGUUGAACGGGGAGAAGUUGGAGAGGAUGGGCAUCGUCCAGGAGACACUGAGACAGGAGGUUCUACAGCAGGUCCUUCAGCUACAAGUCAGAGAGGAGGUCCGCAACCUGCAACUGCUCAGCAGAGCCUCAUUUGGAAACCUCUCUUAGCUCAUCCCUUUCGUGAUCCCUUUCUCCUCCGCUGACACAAUACGUCUCCAGUAGCUACGGGAGGACCUGCUCACUCCAGAAAUGUGACAGCAGAAUCAGGCUGUAAAAGGAGAGAACUGAAGAGGGGAGAGAACGGAGGAGAGGAGAGAACAGGAGUCUAUUUUCUACAUGCCAAACAGAUUGAAGGAGGAUUCCCAUUCAACAAGGCCAAACUGGUUUAAACAAGGAGCGACGGAGAGCGAGAGAGAGAGCUGAAGAGAGAGAAUAUUAAGUGCUGAAUUAAAGAGCACACACUGUAACAUAGAGAUAAGGUGUAUGAACUGACGUUGACAUUGUAGACAAAUCACUUUGCAGGUUAUAUUAUUAUAAGUACAUGAGAUUCCCCCUUUCUUGGUUUCUUCUUUCACUUUGGGUGCAGGGAGGAUAAUUAUUACUGAUCAAUCAAUGUAGUACAUUACAGUGGGUGGCUUACUCCAAGGUGGGGUGUAAAGGAAAUGGGACUUGUCCCCUGCGGCAAACUACUGAAUGUCAAUGUCACUGUAUGAUACUCGCAUCACAACCCUGUUCACAAUGUAUCUUUUCCUCUCAGGAUUUUCAUUUUGGAAUAUGUAUAUAGUUUUGAUAGAUCUAAGUCAUACUGUAUAAAGUAUAUAAUUGCCUACAUGAGCACCCUCUCCCCAAAGCAUAUUCUCUUCCUUUCUUAUAUAAAGCCGUGUCAUGAUGAUGUACAGAAUGUCACCUCCCAGAUCAUCUCUUUGUACUGUCAAUGAACCAUGUCUAUGACAAACACAUAUAUUUUAAUGUUCUAGAGUAAUAUAAGCUGUAGACCUGAAUAUAAUGUACAUCUAUACACGUUUAGCUUUUUAUAAACAGAGGGAAUUGAGAGAACAUGCUAUGAUUUGGUGUAACGGUUUUUGCCAUAGCUGUAUUUGUUAAAGCAAAAUCGGAACAGGAUGUAGCUGGCCAGAAGGAAUGGUUAUUUUCUAGCAGUAUGAGUGAAAUGCCUACAUCUCCCUAAUAAAUGUGUAUUCCCCCUAAUAUCAGGAGUGCACAACUUUA